Messenger RNA from Radiomyces spectabilis, 378 nucleotides. RefSeq lists its product as uncharacterized. Bases 1 to 378 code for a protein of 125 amino acids. Lineage: Eukaryota; Fungi; Mucoromycota; Mucoromycetes; Mucorales; Radiomycetaceae. The transcript has 2 exons. The record is from RefSeq and is a predicted model, not a curated record.
AUGAUCUACGAAGCACUUGGCAAAAGAAAGAUGAACGAGUCAAUUGAUUUGAGUUCCACGGUAAAACGAGUACACACGGAUCAACCCACGUUGGCUCAACCACAAACCUAUUUAUCACCUUAUGAUUCCGCCUGCUCCACGCCUUCUGUAGCUUUAUCUUCAGAUAUGGAUCUCGUUCAUAAUGGACCUGUCUACGAUCUACCACCUCGACCAAAGACGCCUCCACUGGGCAUGACACUGGCCCACUACGACCCUUCAUCUGGAGGUUAUACCGCGAGUGUCGUUAAAUCGGCUGAUGAAGUUACCGCCGGUAUCUGCACUGGGAUGACACCGGUGUACAGAGCGCCCAUGGAACGAUGGGGUUCCUGUUUAAUAUAA